Dicentrarchus labrax (European seabass) is the source of this 1877-nucleotide messenger RNA. RefSeq names its product MAPK regulated corepressor interacting protein 2 (gene mcrip2). The coding region runs from base 1023 to 1460 and encodes 145 amino acids. The record is from RefSeq and is a predicted model, not a curated record. Lineage: Eukaryota; Metazoa; Chordata; Actinopteri; Moronidae. The transcript is spliced from 5 exons.
UUAAAAGUCCCGGUGAAAUAUAUUUAUAAUAAUGCUGACUGAAUUAAACUUUAGAAAUUAACUGAAAAGUAGACACAGAAAUAAUGGUUUGCCUUGGUUUUGCAUGGAUAAAUAAUAACUGCAGCAGUACAUUUGAGGCUUGUAACAUACACACAAACAAUAAAUCAUUUCACUUAUUCAUUAAUUGUAUCCUGUGGUAUCUAACCAUACAGAAUAAACACAGAAUAGAAACAUAACACCAUGAAGGUGAAUAGAUUGUUUUGUGAUGCUAAAAUCAUGUAAAUGUAUAUAUGUUUUAGAAAUCAUGUUAGACUUACUCUACUUUAGCUCAUGUGCACUGUAUUUGCAUUCACAUGAUGUCCAUUAUUUAUUAUUCUGUAUCCUGUCAUCGUUGCAGGAUUAACGUCAACACGGUUUUAUUUUGAAAUUUCUGACCGGAAGUCCUGCUUUUCCAUUCUGCCUGGCUUGACGCUCCAAAAGCAUGGUCGCUUUCCGUCCUGAUGAAAAUAUCAAAGUGUGCGGUGCCCUUGUAUCCUGUCAGAGAGCGGAGGCUUCACAGUCAGUCCCGGAGCGUCAGCGGAGCACAGACAGCAGACUGUCCGGCCUGGAGUGUCAUUGUCCCCGGACGUCAGGACCCACCGUGCCCCCCCUCUCACACUGACUGAGCCCCGGCAUGUGGAGCCGCUUUCUCCUUGGAUGACCUACACGCAACCUCUCCCAGGAGCAGCGGGCGCCGGUUCACUACAGCGGAACACCUGCUGGUUAGGAGGACGUAUUAAUAUACAGCGGGCAACAAGUCAGGUUGAGUCUCCUGCAGGCUUCAGGCCGACUCCGGAGCAGCUGACCCGGGGAACAAAAUACGACGUCGCAAUUAUUUUUUUCCCACCGUGGCUGCGUCAGGAGGAGCGGACACACGUCUGGAAGUUUAAUACUUUGACAGUCAAUGAGUGAAUAAUAAUUAACAAGACAGCCCGUCUUUAAACUCAGACACUGAAUAAUUCCUGGAGGUUACCGGUGUUCACAUGAUGUACACAAUCACCAGAGGUCCCAGCAAACUUGUUACACAACGGAGGACAGGUCCCACACAACAAAUCGAGAGCAAAUUCAGCGACUUGAAGCUCAAGCCGACGUCUUGGCUCUCUUCAAGCUCUCCGCCGCCAAAGCUCGUGUUCAAUCGUUUGAACGGGAAGCGCUACCACAGUGCAGCCACACAGAAAACCGCCAGCCCAGCAGAGGGAUUCACUCCUGCACAUGAAGAGAACGUCAGAUUUGUGUAUGAAGCAUGGCAGGAGGUGGAGCAGAAGCUGGGGGACGGGGGCAGCGGGGAGUCAACUGACAGCCGGGGGCCCAUUCAGUACACUGAGAAGACUCCCAGUGCUGCGAUGAAGAACUUUGUGCCCAUAGACCUGGAGGAGUGGUGGGCUCAGCGCUUCCUUGCCAACAUUGCCAACCUGUCAUGAGUGGGUGAGGCUUUGAGCUGGGACAGGAAGCACCGCGUCGAUGCUCCAUAGGAGAGGGCAUCACGAUGGCGGAGAGGAGGCGAGCUCGUCUCCAGGAUCUGCGGUGCAAAAGGGUUGUACGUAAUUUGGAAUCUGAUUUGAUGCCCUGUUCUUCACGCUGCUGUAGAGAGAACUGGGUGCAGGACACAACUGCCCCCCCCCCAUGCAACAGCGACCUGACUGAACUCUGAGCGCUGACUUGAUGUUGUGCUGCUACGAAGGACCCGUCUCUCUACUUGAAUGACGUAUCAAUUUUUUUUUUUCCUUGUUCAAGAACCUGCCUCCUUUCUCAGUGUACUCGGCUGUAUGUACACCGUGGCUGAUCUUUUAAUAGAAAUCUAUGGAACAGCAAAAAAACUAAAAUGUUUUUCAAAAAUC